AUGUCUCCCAUCCUUACUACCCCAAAGAGGCAUGCCCCCCCACCUGAACAAUUACAGAAUGUAACGGAUUUCAAUUACACUCCAUCACAUCAAAAACCAUUCUUACAACCACAAGCAGGCACUACAGUAACGACACACCAAGACAUCAAGCAGAUUGUAGAAAUGACGCUGGGAUCUGAGGGGGUCCUCAACCAAGCUGUGAAAUUGCCUCGUGGUGAAGACGAAAAUGAAUGGUUGGCCGUUCAUUGUGUGGAUUUUUAUAAUCAAAUUAAUAUGUUGUAUGGGUCCAUCACAGAAUUCUGUUCUCCACAAACUUGCCCCAGGAUGAUAGCGACGAACGAGUAUGAAUACCUUUGGGCUUUCCAGAAAGGUCAACCUCCUGUUUCAGUGAGCGCACCCAAGUAUGUGGAAUGUUUAAUGAGGUGGUGUCAAGACCAGUUUGACGAUGAAUCUCUCUUCCCCUCUAAAGUAAACGGCAAUUUUCCCGAGGGAUUUUUUCAACGUGUUAUUCAGCCUAUCCUGAGGCGACUGUUCAGGGUUUAUGCUCACAUUUACUGUCACCAUUUCAAUGAGAUUCUAGAGUUGAAUCUACAAACGGUGUUGAAUACAAGUUUUAGACACUUUUGCCUUUUCGCUCAAGAAUUCCAUCUAUUAAGACCGGCUGAUUUCGGCCCAUUGUUGGAGUUAGUCACAGAGUUAAGGGAUAGGUAG
Messenger RNA from Saccharomyces eubayanus, 711 nucleotides. RefSeq names its product Mob1p (gene MOB1). Bases 1 to 711 code for a protein of 236 amino acids. The record is from RefSeq and is a predicted model, not a curated record. Gene Ontology annotation, biological process: positive regulation of protein phosphorylation; cell division; signal transduction. Gene Ontology annotation, cellular component: nucleus; cytoplasm. Gene Ontology annotation, molecular function: protein kinase activator activity. The transcript has a single exon. Lineage: Eukaryota; Fungi; Ascomycota; Saccharomycetes; Saccharomycetales; Saccharomycetaceae.